UGUAGAGGUCUCACUGCAUUGAGAAGAUUACACUUGUCAGCAUCGUUUGGAGCUGAAGGCGGUGAGAGUAAAGCAGAGUUCAAAACGGGAGCACUCUGUUGUAUUGUGGCCUCAAGGCCACUGGUAACAACCAAAUUGCCACCCCGCAGCGGAAGACAUGUUCUUCCAUCGCGUCAAGAUGAAGAAGCACUGCAAUGGCGGACUAAUAUCAGCUUCUCACCUGCUGUAUAUACCAGAGAUGGUUUGGAUCAGGAUACGAGCGAUGAUGAGAGUCACAGGUUUGGACUGUACUCGAGCACAAGUAGACGAAGUGAAACUUUGGAAUCCUGCUUUCAGCAAUCGCCAAGAUGGGCUUCGACCUCGUCUGCUUCUGGUGGGAUUGAACAGGACACUGUACCAAUAACAAAUAACUCAAAGCCGCAAUGCUUGGAUGAGGAGAAAAAUAUUGAUAGAGAAAGUACAGCGAGUUUCAGCUCGUUGCUGAAACUAUCACAACCAACAACUGCCUCACGGGUGACUCCAAGCAAGCAACCUUUAAGCCAUGCUCACUGUUCUUAUCCUCGAGUCUUCUGCAACCCGGUUUCAGAUUGUGAGAAUCCUGAACUUCAUCAUCCCCAAGAAGACGCAUUCACAGAUCCUGUUUCCAGUUUCAUGACGUCCACAAUAAACAACCAAGGCUCACAAGUAGAGGAAGCAUCAUCAAACUCUAGUAACAGCACGCUGCUAGAUGUGGAAAGAUCCAACGAAACACAAGCAGCAAACCAGAGACUUGAACCAGGUUCACUGACAAAAGCCACACAACAUAGAUGCGGGGUUUGCAAAAAGCUCCUAUCUCAGAAAUCUCCAUGGUGUUCUCACAAGAUACUGAGAAGUGGAGACAUGCCAGCUGCUGGUGUUUUCCCCUGCCACCACGUCUACCAUGUCGAAUGUUUAGACAAAGUGACCCCAACUUCUCAAACCCGAGAUCCGUCUUGUCCUGCCUGCUCAAAUACCAUCGGAGCAAUAGAGCAUGAACUGAUAGCGCCUGAGACGCUGCAACAGGCUCUAAGAUCUCUAAGAAGAAGCCACACAGCUCUGGGUUCAGAGCUGCUUAGUACCGACAAUCAAACAAGACAGCUUAGAAGAAGACAUAAAUGGGAAAAACUAAGCUGCUGUUUGAAUAUAAGCUUCCUAUCUUCUUCCUAAAAUCCAACGUGACCUUAUUCUAUUUAGGUUCCUCUAUAACUCAUACCUGGAUCUAGCUCAUAAGUGUAACCAUAUGUUUACUACCUACAUUGAUUUACUAUGCCAUUGUAACAACAAAUAAGGAUGAAUUUUUACUUGUAGACCAAAAUAAACUCUAUUCAAGACAGUUUGUAA
This is a messenger RNA of Brassica napus (rape), 1359 nucleotides long. RefSeq lists its product as uncharacterized. The record is from RefSeq and is a predicted model, not a curated record. The annotation marks the transcript as partial. NCBI's taxonomy places the organism in Eukaryota, Viridiplantae, Streptophyta, Magnoliopsida, Brassicales, Brassicaceae. The transcript has 2 exons.